AUGAAUGAUGACGACCCGGAAUAUGAUGAAGAAACGGGACUUAAUCUGUUCCUAAGACUUGGUGCACCAUGGCUCGUGCAGAAAACUGGUUGUCCAGAUGUCGACACUUAUCUUAGCGGUGGGGUCGCUAAGGGUAAACUUACCGAAUUUGUUGGUAAUAUUGCUUCCGGAAAGACACAGUUAUGUCUUUCGCUCAUAGCAAAUCAAUUAAUCAAUGAUGAAAAGGAACAAAAAAUCGUUUACAUCGACACAAACGGUAGUUUCCGUAGUAGUCGUUUACUGCAAAUGUUAAAAUCUCGUGGUGUACAGGAUGGAAAUACAGCAAAAGGAAUGCUUGAACGAGUGUUUAUAUCACGGACUUACGAUGAAAAAGAUCUUCGAGCUGUACUCUCAGAUAUUCAAGUCAUUCAAAAUCUUGCACUCGUUCUAAUCGACAGUAUUGGUGCAGCAUUAGCAUUUACAGCUUGGGGAUACUUCGAUGGAGGUCGGAAAAUUCAGGAUGAAAUUAUUGCUAUACUUCGUUACAUGGCACAUCGUGGUUGUGCCAUCGUAACAACAAACCAUUUUGUUUACUGGCGUGGGGAGCCAUCACCAUCACUUGGUAAACGAUGGAUCAAAGCGGUUGAUUUCAGAUAUUUACUAUUCAAAUUAUCAGAUUCCAAUUGCUAUAUGCAAAUCAUCUCUCCGAAUCAUCACAAGGCGGUUGACGACAAAGUAUUUUAUAAAAUUUCGAAGAAAGGCAUCGAUUCGCUCACCAACGAAUCACAAGUGGUACAAACGCAGUAUACGGAUGCAGUAAUGACGCAAAACUGGAAAACUAUUAAACAAAUCUAUGCGCAGAAUGAUUAA
This is a messenger RNA of Brugia malayi, 849 nucleotides long. RefSeq lists its product as uncharacterized. The record is from RefSeq and is a predicted model, not a curated record. Gene Ontology annotation, molecular function: single-stranded DNA binding; ATP binding; four-way junction DNA binding. The transcript is spliced from 6 exons. Lineage: Eukaryota; Metazoa; Nematoda; Chromadorea; Rhabditida; Onchocercidae. Bases 1 to 849 code for a protein of 282 amino acids. Gene Ontology annotation, biological process: DNA strand invasion; telomere maintenance; reciprocal meiotic recombination. Gene Ontology annotation, cellular component: Rad51B-Rad51C-Rad51D-XRCC2 complex; centrosome; replication fork.